Molecule: messenger RNA, 721 nt
Organism: Drosophila montana
Lineage: Eukaryota; Metazoa; Arthropoda; Insecta; Diptera; Drosophilidae
Exons: 2
Coding region: 141-437 (98 amino acids)
Source: RefSeq, a predicted model, not a curated record
AACUAGCCCGUUCAUAGUUUGUCUGGGUACAAUUUUUUAUUUAAUUGUAGACCAACUCGGUUUUUUUUUUAAAUGAUUCUUCUCAAAAAAAGACAUUAAAUUAACGAAAAGAUUGUGCUCAACAUAAAUUUUAAUUAACCAUGGUUAGUUCCAUACAUAAGGAAUGGUCACGUUCCAUUAUCUGCAGACCCAAGGAUAAUCUAACAACCGAAGCCGGCUUACGAGCCCAGCAAAGUACAAUGGCGCCAAGCACCGAGAGUGGGAGUAUUCCCACCUCGAUGGGCAUGCUCUUAGGAGGGGAGUACGCGCGGAUUUGGUUGCAGGAUCGCGAUCGCUUUCAGAAGAAGUUCUUCCAAUCAAAGCCCAAGAUCAUCCCUAACGACUUUGAAUGGUGGAUUAAGCUGCGGAAAACUAACAAGUGUUUUUGUACCAAGUGAGAGCAAAAACACUGUUACUGGCCAAAAGCUUUACGUUGAUAACGGUAUUAUCGAAGACACACACCAUUUCUGUGCAAGCUUUUGACUAUUAAAAUCACGAACAUUUUUGGAGAGGGGAGUGCCAUGGCUCGCUAUCUUUUUUCUUGAAUCGGCGACACUUGACUAAUGCGCAAUUCCCUGUAUGAAAAAAAACAUUGAAACAUUUACCUCUCUAACGGUAGACCAUAUUUAUACAUACAAUGUUUAUACACAGUGCGUAACUUAAUAAAAUGCGUAAGCUAUGA